GAGAAACCUCACCUUACGGACACGCCUUCUUUGGGCGGACCUCUCGCAUGACGAACGGUUAUUAAUAUUCUCCUCGGUCUUUUAUGAAUUAUGCUUGUAGACCACUUUUGCUUGACAGGAAUAGUGAUUUGCUGGGAUGUUUUAAAUCCCUUCAAAGCGGACAGUUCACAUUUUUAUGAAUUAUUUUUUGUGUGACAUUUCUUUUUAAACAUAACAAAGUGGAUUAAGUUAAAGAGCAAGUUUUCGUGCGGUGAACGGGAAGCACAACUCGUAUAUAUCUUUAUGGCUUUUGACUAAAGAUUGAUUGGAUUAUUGUGAGUUCUUUUUUGAAUGAUUGUAUUGUACAUUUGAGUUUGAGAUACAAUGCUACGAAUUAGUAUUGAACUCUGAUUGAAUAAGAAAGAGCUUUUUCUGAACUCUGAUUAAAUCAGAAAAAACUGAAGAGCUUUUUUUUCUUUUUUUUACUGUGAUUGAAUGUGGAGAAGAUUUUCAAUGUUUUGAAAUCUGAUUGAAUAAGAAAAAGCUUUGUUUGAACUCUAAUUGAAUACGAAAAGCAUUUUCUAUUUUUUUGGCCUAUGAUAGAAUGUGAAAAAGAUUUUAAAUUAUUUUGAACUCUGAUUGAAUAAGAAAAGGCUUUGUUUGGACUCCGAUUGAAUAAGAAAAGGCUUUGUUUGGACUCUGAUUGAAUAAGAAAAGGAUUUUCUAUUUUUUGAACUGAGAUUGAAUGUGGAGAAGAUUUUCAAUAUUUUGAAAUCUGAUUGAAUACGAAAUAGCUUUGUUUGAACUCUGAAUACGAAAAGCAUUUUCUAUUUUUUGAACUGAGAUUGAAUGUGGAGAAGAUUUUUAAUUAUUUUGAACUCUGAUUGAAUAAGAAAAAUAUUUUCUAUUCUUUAGACCGUGAUUGAAUAUGGAGAAGAUUUUAAAUCAUUUUGAACUCUGAUUAUAUAAGAAUAGGCGUUUUUUUAAACUCCAAUUGAAGAAGAUUUUUUUGUUUUGUUUUUGAACUGUAAUUGAAUGUGGAGAAGAUUUUCAAUUUUUUGAACUCUUAUUGAAUAAGAAAAGCAAUUUUCAUUUCGCUCUUGCUUUUUCCGCCAUUUCGCUAGGAAAUAGUUCAGAAAAAAAUAACAAUACGAUUUCUUUAAUUUCACGUGUACCUUCUUGCAAUCCUUAAUAUGCCUCGGAGAGCGUUGACUCUAAAAGAAAAAAUCGAAGUUAUCGAAUAUCACAAGCGAGAAAAAUGUAGCGUUCGAAAAUUAGCUAGGCAUUGGAAGAUAGGAAAGACCCAGGCGUCAGACAUUGUUAAAAAUAGUGACAAUUUGAUGAAUCUUUGGUGUGAAAACGGCAAUGACUACCGAUACAGAAUGUCUCCUUUAUCAAGUCCUGGAUAUCAGAUAGACAAAAGUGUUUUUGAAUGGUUUUUAGAAGUUCGAAGCAAGAAAAUUCCUGUAUCGGGACCAAUGCUGCAAACAAAGGCCUUAGAAAUUGCUAGCAAUUUGGGAAGGGUUGGCUUUAAAGCUUCGAACGGAUGGUUGGAAAGAUUUCGAAGGAGGCAUAUGAUUUCAUUUAAAACUAUUAAUGGAGAGUCUGGCACUAUGGAUUCAGAAUGUUUGAGGGAAGCAGUAGCUGAAGUCCUCACAUCAGCUGAUGCAGCUUCACCUUCAACGGUGCAACCCUAUGAUUCACUUAGAACAAGUCUUUACAAGUACAAGGAGAAAAAUAAGAUGCAGAAAAAAGGAGGAAAGAGCUAUUCAGUGGCAUCAGAUCAGAACAAUAAGGAUCCAAAUCGGUUACCCUCUGCAAAUGAAAUUAGUACACCAGAUGUUGAAAUGCAGUGCUCUGAGAGAACAGAUUUGGAAACACAGGAUGUCGCGUCUACAAGUUUCAUGAGCAAUACAGAUGAACAGAUGAAUGAGGGUUCAAUUUCAAUACCCGCUAAAAAAGGAGUCAUCACACCAGAUGUUGAAAUGCAGUGUUUUGAGAGUACAGAGAUGAAAACUCAAAAUGAACCCUCUACUGGUUUUUUGAACAGUUCAGACGUCGUCUUCAAACAAGAAAUCAUCGAAACUGAACUAGAUCCCUGCACAUUCGAUGACUCUUCGUUUCAUUCGUCAAUUGCUGGCCCAUCUGGAACGCAGUUCGAUGGACAAAGACCAAGCACAUCUUAUCAGACAUUCUCAGAAUCAUCAAACUCCAAUACAGAUUAUAUACUCCCAGAUGAACCUGACAGUGUUGUUGACAUUUCAACAACUCAUGGUUUAAGAACAGUAAAAGUUGAAUCCGAUGUUCAUGCCAAUUCCCGUGACGUAAUUUCUGAAACAAACAAUACAUUUUAUAGUGGACCAUCAGUUCUAAAUGUCACAAAGCCUGCAAGUUUAACGAGAGAUAAAUUUAUCCAAACUAGAGUUCCUCCUUUGGUUUUAAAUAUUGCAGAUCCUAAAGACUCGCCACGUAAUGAACCAGUUCAAAACGGAAUUACCUCCCAUAGAGAGUCGCCAGCUUCGACUCAAGUUUUAGAUCAAACUGAUUAUGAAGAAUCGUGCAAUAAUAAGUCGACCCAAACCGAAGUUUCGACUCAUUCAAGUUCCCCUCUCCCUCCUGGAGACAAAUUCGACGUCUUUGGCGAAUUCAUUGCUUUCAAAUUGAGAAAUCUGGAUCCAAAAUCGAGUGCUUUCGUUCAGACUGCUUUUUCUGAGCUCCUAUUUAAAGCUGAAUUGGGGAUGUUUAUAGACAGAAACGGAAAAAAUAUUUCUUCUAAUCGAAUUGAUGGUAUCCAAAAGGAUAUGCCCCUUUCCAAUGAAUGUGAAAUCGCGCAAGGUCCACCAGGGAAAGAGAAUGUCCAACCUGUAGUUCCUUCGUUGAUGGGGAAGUCAGAUUUCAGUGUUCUUAGUUCUGAAAGCUCGUCUAGAAAUGACAUUCCCCAAUCUGAAGUUCUUCCACAUAAACCACACUCGUCAUUUCCUCCAGUUAGAAACAAUACUGGUCCAGAAAACGCAGUGCGAAAUGAACUCAUUCAACCUAGAGUUACGUCACAUAUCGGAAACGUACGGCCUCCAGUUGUUCCUGAAAGUGCAUCUUCCAAUCAAACAAGAGCUUCAUCUCAUGCGGAGUUGCCAGCUUUUCUUCCAGAUUUAAACCGUGCAAACUCUAGAAGUAACCAGCCUAUUCAACCAAUAGUCCCUUUCCGUGGGCGACCUAGAGACGAAUUCGACGCUUAUGGGGAGUUUACCUCUUCAAAGUUACGAAAUCUAGAUUCAAGAUCGUGUGCCUUCUUACAAACAGCUUUCGCAGAUCUGAUAUUUGAAGCUGAAUUGGGGAGGUUCUUAAGCGAAGGUGAGAAAAGCAUUUUUACCAACAAUACGAACAAUAUCCUUCGGAAGAUGCCUUCUGCUAAUGAUUAUGGAGUUGCCUCACAAGCUGGUGUAGCAUCUAAUUCGUCCAAGUAUGAUGCACGACCCACGAAAGAUUUCGUAACCCCAUCCUUUUAUGAAAGUGAAGUUCCUUUGGAAAUGAUACCCAGCAUGCAUUCUGCUCAUAAAUAACUCAUAACGAUGUAUAUUUCACCUUUGCUCAUUAUUCGUUAUCAUUAAAUGUUUACUAAUAUUUACGUGUCUCAUACUAUUAUCACUUAAUUUCUUGUUGUAAAUAUCGAGACACUUUGUUGUUUUGUAUAAAGAUGCAUUAAAAUAAUUUUAAACGAA
Parasteatoda tepidariorum (common house spider) is the source of this 3698-nucleotide messenger RNA. Lineage: Eukaryota; Metazoa; Arthropoda; Arachnida; Araneae; Theridiidae. The record is from RefSeq and is a predicted model, not a curated record.